UUCUGUCAAAAUUUGAAGGUCCGAGAGAAUCCCAACGAUUUCAUAAACUUGUCAGUAACCUGGAUUUCAUUUCCCCCUGCCCUCGCUCACCUUCCUCUGUUUUUCCUCCAUACAAAAUUUAUCCCUUCAAAUUCACCCUCCUUUUCUUCCCUUUCUUCUCGGGCUAGCUAGCCCCAAGCCAAACGAAACAUCCAUCCAUAUCCCCAAAACCCACAUCUCUCUCUCUCUCUCUCUCUCUCUCUCUCUCAUCGAUGAGACAAAUAGCCUCCUGCAUCGGCGAAUACGCAAUUCAAGUAUCCGAUCACGCUUCCUGCUCGACCUCCUCAACCCACUCAUGGAUCUCUCCAAGCCUCACACCAUCAACCCAAACCUCCGUCUCCUGCCUAUACAAAACCACCCUAAUUUCAAACCAAAAACACCUCCUCAUCACAGUCACCUGGACAAGGACCCACACCACCCAAGGCCUAACCAUAACCUUCGGCACAAACCCACCUCAAACUUCCUUCAAACUCAACACCAGCUCCGGCCUCUUCCGGAAAAAGAAAGGCGCGAAGCAACUCGAGGCCGAAAGCUCGAAAAUUGACCUCUCCUGGGACCUCUCGGCCGCCAGGUACAAUGCCGGUCCCGAGCCCACCGACGGGUUCCACGUAACGAUCCUCGUGGACUCGGAACUGGCCUUGGCUCUCGGUAACAAAACUGACAUAUCCAAAGACGUUGUAUCGGCGAAAACCUCGUUAGUUUCGCGGCGAGAGUACUUUUCCGGAAAUACCCUUUACGUGACCAAGGCAAGGUUCUGCGAGGGUGGGGUUUUGCACGAUGUUUUGAUACACUGUGGCGGAGAGAAUGAUCAAACGGAGGGUUCGAAGGGUCCGGUGUUAUCGGUUUGCGUCGAUAAGAAGACGGUGGUGAAAGUGAAGAGGCUGCAGUGGAAUUUUAGAGGGAACCAGAUGGUUUUUGUGGACGGGUUGCUGGUGGACAUGAUGUGGGACGUUCAUGACUGGUUUUUCGGCAGCGGUGGCGGAGCGGCGGGGUUCGGGGUGUUCAUGUUCAGGAGGAGGAGCGGGACGGAGAGUAGGCUGUGGUUGGAGGAGAAAGUGGGGAGGAAGGAGAUGCAGGAGAAGGAGAAGAUGGAGUUUUCUUUGGUGAUUUAUGCAUGUAAGAGCCCUUGAUUAGUCCUUCUUCUUCUACUCUUUUAUGGAUUGUAUGAAUUUUCCGUAAUUUGGUUUUUUGGUUAGUCCUCAAAGGAAAAUAGAUGAUUCUUUAUUAGUAUGAUUAUUAGUGAAGGGGAAAAAAAAAACUUGGAUUGUAGAUUCUAUUUUCGCUUUCAAAGAUGGGAAGUUUUUUAUCAGUCAA
Rhododendron vialii is the source of this 1353-nucleotide messenger RNA. RefSeq lists its product as uncharacterized. The transcript has a single exon. The record is from RefSeq and is a predicted model, not a curated record. Bases 252 to 1169 code for a protein of 305 amino acids. Lineage: Eukaryota; Viridiplantae; Streptophyta; Magnoliopsida; Ericales; Ericaceae.